AUGGCAUUCUUCAGCCACCAGUUGUGCAGAACUUUUUCCUCGUCGGCUCUCAGGAGAGUAGCUAUUAAGCAUGUGGUCGUCGUCGGCGGGGGACAAAUGGGUGCGGGAAUCGCUCAGGUUGCCGCGUCAACUGGCCACCAGGUAACACUGGUAGACACUUCGGACGCCAUAUUAACAAAGGCAGUCAAGGGAAUGGAGACAAGUUUGAAGAGAGUGGUCAAGAAAAAGUUUGCAGACAACCCUGAGGCGGGUGAAGCGUUCAUUGAGAAAGUCCUGCGCAACGUGUCCACUGCUACUGAUGUCGCCGCCGCCGUUCAGAGCACUGACCUCGUGCUGGAGGCUAUCGUGGAAAACUUGAAAGUUAAACAAGAUCUCUUUAGUGGGAUUGACAAGGUGGCGCCAGCACACACCAUCUUUGCCAGCAACACUUCCUCGCUGCCCAUCGGCGACAUCGCAAGUGCCACCUCCAGACUGGACCGCUUUGGCGGUUUGCACUUUUUUAACCCGGUGCCAAUGAUGAAACUCGUAGAGGUCAUCGGAACAUCUGCCACAAGCCAGGACACGUUUGAUUCAUUGGUGAACUUCAGCAAGGCACUGGGGAAAACCACUGUGUCCUGUAAGGACACGCCGGGAUUUAUCGUCAACCGCCUGCUCGUCCCCUACAUGCUGGAGGCUGUGCGUCUGCAUGAGAGAGGCUCGUUUUUACCCUUCAUAAUUGCAGGUCACGGGUCCAAAGAAGACAUCGACGUUGCAAUGAAGCUCGGCGCUGGUUACCCAAUGGGACCCUUCGAGCUUCUCGACUACGUCGGACUAGACACAGCCAAGUUCAUUUUAGACGGUUGGAGCGCAAUGGAUGCCGACAAUCCUCUUUUCAAGCAGAGUCCUUUGCUCAACAAGCUGGUCGCCGAGGGAAAGUAUGGCAAAAAGACAGGAGAAGGCUUCUACAAGUACAAGUAG
Nerophis lumbriciformis (worm pipefish) is the source of this 957-nucleotide messenger RNA. Lineage: Eukaryota; Metazoa; Chordata; Actinopteri; Syngnathiformes; Syngnathidae. The record is from RefSeq and is a predicted model, not a curated record.